UUUAUAUGUUUUGUAUGUGUGUGUACCUUAAUGCAAAAUCAUUCUCUCUUGACAACUACUUUCUAAAUUCUUAACUUCAUGACCAUGCCAUGGCUUUCAUGUUACUUCCUCUAUGAUUGUUAGAUUUGGCGCGCUUUGAUUUCCUCUAAUCGAAUGGUCGUCUGCUUAGGCAUUUUGUUAUGAUUUUGUAGCUUGUGUAAAUUUUUAACCUGGUUUGUUUGAAAUGCCAAUGAAAAAUAACCCAGUUCGUUAUGCGCAUACAGAUGGUCAUACGGACGUAUGCUAUUCAGAGGAUGGAAAGUACAUACUGACAUGCGGAAAUGACGGGGAUAUUCGCGUGUGGCUGGGCUUGGAGGACGACGACCCCACUUCGCACUGCGUCGGACAGAACGCCCUGGCGCUUGUCCAGAAGGGCUCGAGUCUGUACGUGGCCACUGACGACAACAGCCUGCGCUGCUACAGGUUCCCGCAGAUGGAGCGGGAUGGCGUGCUGACGCGCUUCUCCAAGCCAGUGUCGCACAUAAGUGUCAGUCCGGACGGCAGCAUUGUUGUCGCAGCUUCUGAAAAUUCUGAAAUUUUUGUCCGGAAUAUGAAGAACGAAAAAAUCAAAAUGCUGUCUGGUCACAGUGGACCAAUUUUGUCUGUGGCUGUGGAUCCAAAAUUGGAGUAUUUGGCCUCGUCGAGCGGCGACGGCAAGGUGUGCGUGUGGGACCUGGCCACAGCGAGUGUGCUGCAGUCCUGGACGUGUGCUGCCGUGUGUGCGUCCUUCUUCGAGGCCAGGGCUUUGUGCCGAGUGAGCUGGCAGAGCGGCGGUGGGCAGGUGCUGGCCGUGCCUGAAGGCAACCACGUGGUUCUCUACAAGCGCGCCACGUGGCGUCGCCACCACGUCUUCUCUCACCCCGCCGUGCAGGAGGAAGUGUCCAUCAGCUGCUUCUCGCCGUGCGGCCGGCUGCUGGCAGCCAGCUCGCUGGCCGGCGACAUCGUCGUGUGGAGCGUGCAGCUCAAGUCUUGUGUUGGCUUCACCUCGCAACACAAGCAGCUCCAGAUCUGCGGCCUGGCCUGGAACCCGACCGGCAGCGGAGAGCUGGCCUUCUGCGACUUCUCCGGCCAGCUGGGGACCGUGUGUGGCUGCCUGGAGGAGGAGCACCCGGAACAUGAAAGCAUCGAACCUGGAGAGCCAAGUACGGAUGGAGCCACGCUCAGUUAUGGCGUGGACAGCGAUGACGACGAGAACUCCAUCUCACUGGAGAAGAUUAAGGCUGAGGUUGCUGUGCCAUUGUGCGACGACAUUCUGGAGUCUGCCAGUGUCGCUGGAGCGAGCGAGGGAGCGGAGGACGCGCAGGGGGAGGGGUUGGUGUUGUCCGAGAUGCAGCCUCCCUUCCAGCCGUCCGCCACGCCUCACCACCUGCAGCACAACUUCAUGGUGUGGAACUGCGUGGGGGUGGUCCGCUGCUCGUCGUUCCCGGAGGACGUCAUAGACGUGGAGUUCCACGACACGUCCACUCACCACGCCCUGCACCUGAGCAACUCUGAGCAGCACAGUCUGGCCGCGCUCACCGAGCACGCUCUGGUGCUGGCGUGUGAGGGAGCGGAGGACCGCCCCAGCCAGGUGACGUGCGUGCUGCUCCGCUGCUGGGACGGCACACGGGAGUGGAGCGCGCAGCUGCCAGCCGGCGAGGACGUCCUGUGCGUGGCGUCUGGCAGUGACUGGGUGGCCGCAGCCACGGACUCCAGGCUGCUGCGGUUGUGGACGCUGAGUGGUGUGCAGCGGGAGGUGUUGGCUCUGCCCGGCCCGGUGCUGUGCUUGGCGUCGCACGCCCGCAUGCUGCUGGUGGCGUGCCAUUUGGGUCCAGGGGUGGGCGGGGAACAGAGCAUCGGCUACUGUGAGGUGGAUACACAGCACGGCAGCAUGUCCAAGUGGCAGCCCCUGCCCCUGACACCACGCUCCACGCUGCAGUGGCUGGGCUACAGCGACGAGGGCUCUCCUUGCCUUCACGACUCCAGCGGUAGUGUGCGAAUACUGUCCCCACGUGGCUACUGGCUGCCUGUACUACACACCUCUGCCCUGGUGAAGGGCAAGUCGGACCACUACUUCGUGCUGGGAGCGAGCGAGGCGGCCCAGAAUGUGAGAGCCGUGCUGUGCAAGGGGGCGCGCUACCCCCCCACCACGCCACGCCCUCCCGUCCUCGAGCUGCCUCUCAAGCUGGCGUUGGCGGACGUGGCGACAGAACGAGGCCAGCUGGAGGACGUGCUCUGGCGCUCGACGCUGGGAGCGGUCGCCGUGCCCACGGCCGAGCGUGGACCGCUGCUGCAGUCGGCCAAGGAGGCCAGUCUUAAGCUGUUCGCGAUGGCGUGCCGCGCCGAGCAGCAGGCGAGAGCACUGGAGCUGUGUCGACUCACGGCGGACCCGCAGGUGGUGCAGUUGGCAAUCAAGUACGCCUCGAAGCUCGGCAAGACGCAGCUGGUGGACCGGAUCGCCGGGCUGGAUGCGUCGCUCCGCCUGGCUCCGAGGUGGCAGGAGGUCGACGGUCGCAGCGCUGUGAACAUCGCACACUGCGACGCCCCUGCAGCUGCCGCUGACGUUGUGGAGGAUGCACACGUACAAGGUGUUGCAGCCGAGGGUCAGAGUCUGAUCAUGGAGGCAGGCAGAGCCGCCCCUGAGCUGCCCGCGCCCGCGCCCGCGCCCGCGCCCGGCUCCGGUCAGACCAGAGUCAACCCGUUCAAGAAGAGCGGUGGCCAGCUGCGGCCAGGACAAGCGCUCUCCAAUCUGACAAAUGCAGCGGCGCACUCCAUCGCACCUGCAGUCUUCCAUCCAACCAGUCUGCCGGUGUUUGUGGACUGGUUCGCCCAGCAGCAGGCUGCCUUACUGGAGGAGUUCCCACACGUCACGCCCCAGGAACUAACCAGGGAAGGCCUCAAGCGCUACAAGGAUUUGCAAACUAAAGUGGGCACACCAGCCAGCAAGAUGACGCUACCACAGGUGGGCGUGCCAGCUAGCAAGAGGAUGCUGCCACAGGCUGACAUGUCAGUUGCCAAGAAGCCAGCACCGGCCAGCUCCAAGCUGACUGCCUUCCUCUUCAAGAAGAGCUGAACUUGUCCACGUGUGACGUGACAGACUGUGUAUCUGUGAAUAUCGCGCACUUGAAGCAUGUGAGUGGGUGCACAUACAGGAUACGGUGGUCACCUGCUGGUCAUGUCCUGUACACAACCAAGUUUUAACUCUUCACUUGUACUAAGCAACCAAGUUUUAAACAUUUUGUACCUUUUUUUAUUAAUUUAUGUUUAGUUACAGUCUAGAAAAUAUAAAUUGUUUUAUUAUUUUAAUUGCUUUUAAUCUGCCUUGUAAAAUAAAAUAAUCUGCUGUACUAGCAAUAUUUUACACUAACUGAACUUCACUUAAAAUUUACGGCACAAAUACUAUGUACAUUAGCAAAGAAAAUAUAAUCUUUACAAGCAGAUAUCAGUAUCGAUCUUUCUUUUCUACAAACAUUUAAGCAGUGACCUGGCUAGCUGAAACAGUCCACACAUGCAUAUUACAUAUUAUAAUUCACUGAACAGUAGAUGUGGCAAUAUUAUUAUUUGUUUACAUUUAUGUAUAUGUAUUCUCUUGGAACAUGUGAAUUGACUUUUGAAAAAAAGUGAGUUAUUUUUUUCUUGAAUGUACUGUUAUUCUCAUUGCUACACCUUAAACAUAGGAUUAGUUGUUAUGUACCUUGCAGGCAUCUGGGCAAGUGGGUGGAUGGCAUGUGAAAAGCAAUUUCAGAACCAUCUCUGCAUUGAAGAUGUAGCAUUAGGGACCCUCUCUCAACUGCCGUCGAGGCUCUCUCUCAGGCAAGAUGAUUUGUGUGUGGAUUCAUCAUGAUCAUGUGGGGCCUUUGACUGCCACACCCAGGGUCCCCUCCCUUCAACACCCAGACACCUCAGGGACCCAGCACGACAAUAUGUGAUAGUUGAUGGAGGGAAAGAAAAUUUAGGUUCCCUGUCUUGUUCAUUAUUUAUUUCAGGCACAAAGGUACUGAAAUACAGUUUAAUGUGAAGUACUACCUUAAAGAUGAUAGCAUCUGCGUUGUAAACAUUCCAGAAGUGUGUGCGUGGUAGUCGUCACAAUAAUACUAAUAAAAGUGCUCACUGUUGUGAUGGUAAAUAAUUUUGGUGAAUGUUUACCAGCAGAUCUGAGGCACAUUCAGGAACAUAAGGGUAAAGCCUACCAUUGUUAUCUUACUCUAUAAUUGCUAUACAUGUUGGUUGGUACUCAAAUGACACUUUUUUUUAACCCAGUUAAGUGCACAUAUUUUGCUUGAAACCAACUCAUUUUAAGUGGUGUCAUAAUUUUCUGAAGUUAUUUUAGAAAUUUGAUGUACUGCCUAACAGAUUUAUUUAAAUUUUAUACAGUAUGCAGUAUUUUUCAGAAUUUUUAUAAUUGUUUUAUUCCCUAAUUUGUUUGUUUUUCUACUUAGAACACAACAGCCCAAUAAAAAGACUUUGUUAACUAAUAUAAUAUAGCAUUGUUUAUAAAUAAACAUUACUUUCACAACUCCUAGUUAGUGGCACAAGAAAAAUAUAAAAAAUUUUGAUUAUAGAGUUAAAGGGUUUUUAAAUUUUUGUCUAGUACUGACUACCAAAUUACCCUUUUUACAAAUGUGUCUCAAUAUUAAAUAAGUUAGAAACUAAAAUCAGAACAUGUUACUCACUAAAUUAUCAAUCUCUGCUUUCAUUACAUCAUUUAGUAAAGAAGCUGUAAAUUUACAACUCAUGUUAACCAAUAUAAUGUUGAACAGUACAGUCAAGAUGAUUUAAAGGAUCUUAUUGAAAUUCUGGAUGAUGACAAUCUUGUUCCUUGUGGCCACGACACAGCCUGCUCGAACAGCAAUCGACACAGUUGACUAGGGGUGUGCUGGAAAGGAAAUUGAGCUUCAGGAAAAAUUUGGGAGGGAAAAAUCAGAUUUCACUUAAGAAAUCGGGAAAAAUCGGGAUAAUUCAUUAUAAGCUAUAGAGCAUGUUAUUUUUGUAAUAUUUUUACCACAUCAACAUUAAGUUCUAAUAAAAAUACCACAAUGGUGAGUUUCAAAUUUAAUGAACUAAACCUAAAGAAACUAAAUAUACAUGACAUUCUUUACACUUUUGAGUUGCAUCAUCUUUCGAGGAAAUGUUUGUGAUCUCUUUAAAAGACAGGCUUUUAAUAUAAUGUUCGGUUUUCAUGCAAGAAAAUCAGUUCUUCUAUAUGCUGAGUGGCUAAAUAUUCUCGCUUUGAAGACACUAUAUUUCCAGCGGAUGAGAAAACCUUUUAAAAGGCAGUUUCAGUUGCUGGUAUUCCCAGGUAUGUGCCACUGCUAACUUGCAUAAAUUUGGCAGUAUCAUCUCAUUUUGUUCCCAUUACUUCAGUGGGUCUCUGGUACUCUCUAAUAGCUGCAUAUUUAAGUAUGUCGUGACCUCUGUGUUUUGAUUAGCACCUAAGAGAGACGUUGCAGCUAAAUUAUCUAAUUCAUGCCAUAAGGAAGAUUGGUAAGUGUCAUUAAUUGAUUCAGUGUUUGAGUGCUUGCAAAAUAAAGAAAAAAAUACCUGAAAUCUUUGACAAACAUCUGAGAUACUAACUACAAGUAAGAAACCAGGUAGUUAGUCUAUUUAUUACAUGAAAUAAUCAAAGUGUUACUGUAGGCCUAUUAAUAGAUAUACAUACUUCGAUGAACUGUAGAAUACCCCCCAAUAAAUUUUACAUCCAAAAAUAUUAAAUUUUAUAAAGCUGCCCACCGUAAGAAUUUAGCCCCUUUGUUUUUGUGAGAUGUACCAAAUUGUUAACAAAUUGUGAUUAAGUUGAUGUGUUAAUAUUGCGAAGGAGCCUUACGGGUACAAUAGAAUGUAAUAUACUACAUAAUCAUGGAAGAGAGGGAGAGUGUGUGUGAGGCAGAUAAUCAAGCAGUGUCACUACUAUGUGGAGAAACAACGUAACUCACAAACAAAAUUCUGGGUAGAGACUCCACAAACAACAAAAAUACUGCGAAAAACAAAUACUACUGUGAGAGGUAUUUUAACAUGUAUAAUUAAAUCAAUACACCUAUUCCUCACUUAACACGUCUUCAGAUUACGCGGAUUCAUUUAGCGCGAUGUGAAUUUUACUGCCCCAGUCUUGAAUAUCACGUCUGUAAAUUUGUUAGCAUGAAAUCUCGGCAGGCAAAAAAAAAGUCCAGCACGACGCCACGAAGUCCGUUUCAACAUCUGUAACAACAGAUGUGCCGUGGCAAACAGUUAGCCAUACAAGGGGGGAAGAGAUGUGCACGCAGGUCUGUCUACGCUAUUGGCUGUUGUACAAAAAUCAGCUAUGGCAAGUUAAAUUGCGGCUAUGGAGUGUAAAUGACCAAAUGUUUUUACGUCUGCGCGUAUGCCGCUGUGUCGUACCGUUGUCGCCUGGCCACGGUCACCGGGCCGUGAACUCAGUCUAGCCAGUGGCAGGGAAUUCACUCAAAUAAAAGCACCAUCUGCCCAUUCAGCUGCCGGUAAGUACGUGCUUGAUCACUUAUAAUUAAGCCUGUGCGAAUAUCAGUUUUUUAGUUUGAAUCGAAUUCGAAUACGAAUACCAAAUUAUUCUCGAAUACGAAUAUUGAGUUCGAAUAAUUGGAAUGAGAAUUGAAAUCCCAUAAAACAUGUUAUAUCACAUUACAAUAUGAUAACAGGUACAUAUUUACUGAUACAAUGUAUGUAGAAUCAAAAAACUGACAGUACUUAAAAUUUUAAGGUUCUCCAAUUUUAUAAUUAGUUCGUAUUAAAAAGAGUCUUGUCACAUCACUACAUAUUAGCUAAUUUAAAUUUUUGUGGAGAAACACAAGCUGCUCUACAUUUUCGGAGGUAUACUCUCUCUUCUACACGUCACAAUGUUGCCAGCUGUUGAGAAAAGUCUCUCACUGCACACUUUCUUGCUACCACAGCUA
This is a messenger RNA of Bacillus rossius redtenbacheri, 6923 nucleotides long. It is a transcript of the gene Ctf4, whose product is annotated as WD repeat and HMG-box DNA-binding protein 1. Gene Ontology annotation, biological process: mitotic cell cycle; DNA-templated DNA replication; DNA repair. Gene Ontology annotation, molecular function: chromatin binding; protein binding. Lineage: Eukaryota; Metazoa; Arthropoda; Insecta; Phasmatodea; Bacillidae. The record is from RefSeq and is a predicted model, not a curated record. Gene Ontology annotation, cellular component: nuclear replication fork. Bases 224 to 3091 code for a protein of 955 amino acids. The transcript is spliced from 18 exons.